AUGAAAGAAGAACAGGUUGACCUCGAGGAACUUCACCGUGAGCCCACGGUUGUUGCCGUACCACCAGGUGCGUUGACUGAAGCGGGCGUCCUGCUCGACGUUGAGGGUUCCAAUCUUCACGAUCUCAAGCUUGCUGAAGAUGGGCACACGGUCCUGCUUCCACAGCCUACCGAGCUCGACAGCGAUCCGCUGAACUGGAGUUCGCGGCGAAAGCACUUGAUCCUCUUUACCGUCGCAUUCGGUGCUCUGUGCGCAGACUUUACGUCAGCCGCCGGCACCGCAACGAUCUUCCUGCAGGGCGAGGAAUGGAACAUGAGUCCGAAUGUCGUCAACUACUCCGGCAACUUCAAUGUCCUAAUGAUGGGCCUCGGCGGUCUUCUUUGGGUACCAAUGACCCGGUACUGGGGACGAGGACCGACUUUGUUCUGGGCAACGUUAAUAGGCCUCUUCUUUUCGCUUGGGUCCGCCCUAGCUCCAACAUGGCCUACAUUCUACGCCAUGCGUGCUUUGAUGGGAUGGUUCCUGACCGCUCCGCAAACAAUCAGCAUCGCCUUCUUGAAAGACAUGUUCUUCUUCCACGAGAGAGCGCGGAAGAUUGGCCUAUGGUCAACGCUGUACAUUGCCAGCCCAUAUAUCGGCCCUUGCUUCGCCAAUUUCAUAGUUGGCCAAACCGGAAACUGGCGCGCUGUCUUCUGGCUUAACACGGGCAUUGUGGCGCUACAGAUGUGCUUCAUCUUGUGCUUCAUCGAUGAGACUUGGUUCGAUCGGGACGUUCCUAGUAGCGAGCAUCCACCGAGAGCGCAGGGGGUGAUGUACAGAAUACCGAGGCUUCUGGGAAUGUGGCAGAUCAAGCAUCAUUCGGAGUAUUUCGAUACUGUCUGGUCAUCAUAUCGAUGCUUUGCGGCCGUACUCACCAAGCCGGCAUUAGUUCUAAUCCUGUGCAACUAUCUAUUAAUCUUCGCGUGGGCGAUUGGGAUUAACAUCACGACUUCGAUCCUGUUCGCCACCCCUGCUGAAUUCGGCGGCUAUGGCUAUUCCAACACCCAGCUGGGUUAUCUGUACUUCACGCCGAUAAUAGCGGUUUUCCUUGGUGAAGCGUUCGGGCACCCGUGGAACGACUGGACAGCGCGACAUUAUAUCCAUCGCCAUCAUGGCGUGUUUGAAGCCGAGUCUCGCCUAUGGACGAUUUACAUUGGCAUUGCGUUCAUGGUAGCCGGUCUGAUACUUGUGGGGCAGACGCUACAGCACCAUCUCUCCGUUGUAGGCAUCAUCUUCGGAUGGGGCAUGAAUGUCUUCGGGGUCAUGCUUAACAGCGUCUCCGUCACCUCAUACGCGUUAGACUCAUACCCAAUGGCGCCCGCCGAGGUGGCUGGUUGGAUCAACUUCAUGCGUGUCAUCGGUGGCUUCAGCGUGGGAUAUUUCCAGCAACCUUGGGGGCAGAGGGUCGGCUUCGAUGCUAGCUUUGGCACACAGGCCGCCAUUGUGGCAUUCAGCGGCAUAUUUGUGGCUACCGCGCACAUUUACGGUCAUCGUCUGCGGGCACACUUUGGACCUAUCAGAAGCAAGUAA
Messenger RNA from Baudoinia panamericana UAMH 10762, 1569 nucleotides. RefSeq lists its product as uncharacterized. The record is from RefSeq and is a predicted model, not a curated record. The coding region runs from base 1 to 1569 and encodes 522 amino acids. NCBI's taxonomy places the organism in Eukaryota, Fungi, Ascomycota, Dothideomycetes, Mycosphaerellales, Teratosphaeriaceae. Gene Ontology annotation, molecular function: transmembrane transporter activity. The transcript has 4 exons. Gene Ontology annotation, biological process: transmembrane transport.